Chiloscyllium plagiosum (whitespotted bambooshark) is the source of this 2525-nucleotide messenger RNA. RefSeq names its product chromosome unknown C8orf34 homolog (gene cunh8orf34). The record is from RefSeq and is a predicted model, not a curated record. NCBI's taxonomy places the organism in Eukaryota, Metazoa, Chordata, Chondrichthyes, Orectolobiformes, Hemiscylliidae.
GAUUGACCCAAGCGCCGGGCCAACGGGCGAGAUUCCUGUUUGAAUCCUGUCGCUAGGCUGGAGUCGACAGACGCAACGCCCAGUGUUUGCUAGGGAACAGCAAGUAACAACUUAAAGCUCUCUCUCUCUCUGUGUGUGUGUGUGAGAGAGAGAGGGACAGCUCUCAGGCUGCUGGCAACUUCAACACCUCAGCAGCAAACCACAAAGUCUUCUCCUCCACAAGUCACAUUCCAGGAAACAGCAGCUACCCAGAAAGUUAUCUCUUCUCUCCGCCUUGACAAUUUUGCUGGUUACAAUUCAAAAACAAACAUUGUUGCACCGAGACUUCCCCCCCCCCCCUCUUUUCUUACUGAUGGCGUCUCAGCAAUCUCGAAUUCAAACCUACCUGGAGAAGAACAAGAUCGGUUCCCUGUUCGAGGAAAUGAUGACAAAGCUGAUAACAGAGACACCAGACCAGCCAAUUCCGUUUUUAAUAAGUCACUUACAAAAUAAACAGGGAAGUUGCAGUCAGCUUUCAAGAACACUUUCAGGCUCAGCUGCUCUGUGGGCUGAAACAGAAAACAAAGGGUCACGGCGAGAUUGUAGAAGUUACGACAAACCAUGGCUAAUAAAUGCCAAAAAACCAAAGAAGUCUAAGAGUGACCUUGCUGUCUCCAACAUAUCACCACCAACACCAGAAUCAAAGUCCUUGCCAAGGUCAAUAGAACAGGCAACGUGGGAAUGGAGAACCAAACCUGAAAGUCAGACCUUCGAUGAAUUGAAUCACAUUCUUCAGGAAAGCAAGAAAUUAGGCAAGGCCCUAGAGAGCCUGUCUCAGAGUAUUGCGACUGACGAAUUUGAUCAGGAUCUACGGGCUUAUGGUUCAUCACUCGUCAGGCCGAGAGUGGUUGGAGAGUGGGUUGGCCGUGAGGAGACUGAUGCCGAUCCAUUGGCUGCUGAGAUGCUGCAACCCCCAGUACCCAGAGUUCACGAUGCACAUGAAGACAGCCAAAGCCUGUCUAGCCCGAGACUUGAGCAGAAGAGUAAAGGCUUAAGGCAACAGCAGCAGCAGCACAAGAAACUCCUGGCUGCAAUGUUGUCCCAGGAAUCCUUUGACUCUGUGCCCAGCACUGCACCAUCAGUGGCAGAUGAAGACAUUGAGGAUGAGGACGAUGCCAUGGAGUUACUGGAAGACUUGGAUGACUUGAGGAUGGAAGGCAUCACUGACCACGUCCCUUCAGGUAGCCGGUUUAGUCAAGGUCGAAGUUUGUAUUUUGCAGAACCUCAAGCUAAAGUAAUACUCAACAUCUGCUCAAGGUGUGCCAGGUUCCAGGGAAAUAGUUUAAAUGAAGAAUCUGACAAUGGAUCCCAAGUGUCACACUCCCCUGAGCAAGCAGUUCCUGAGUCCCAGGCAGUGUCUCCAUUGCUUGGGGUGGAAAGAGUGAUGCAAGAUGAAGACGAAUUUGAGAGUGCUUCUCAAGUGUCAGGCCCUCGCCAGCCAUUCUGGGAAUCCUGUCUACCUCCUGGCCAAAGUGGAGGAUCUUUGAGUCAGAAACAGCCAAAAGAUUUAAUGGCCUCAAAAGAAAUGUUAUCCGUGGAGAAACAUCUCACUGAACCUGACAAAGAUUGCGCUGCAAAAACAUUAACAGUGGAAUCUGAAAUGGGAAGCAGUUUGGAUAUGCAAAGUAAGUCACCCAUGUCAAAUUACCAUGGAGAUCUGUCGCAGACAGUACUGGGCCAAACCUUGCGACCUCAGACACCAACGAGUCUUUUUGGGAAAGAGAUUCCGCCUUGGAGCCAAAGAGGUAAAUUACCACAGAGCUCCAGUCCCCAGAACAGCAGAGAUGGGAUUCCUAACAACCAGUAUAACAGACCUCAAACAUCAUUAACUCAAGGAAGUCGUCCUGCAACAUCUAACAGUCAAUUGUAUCAAACCACACGUUCCAGCAAUCCUGGCAAUAAAGAAGUCUUCAACAAUCCAAAUAGAAUGGCAUUGCCUAUCAGUCAUACUGGAAGAAGACUUAGUUCUCCAGUUAACCAGGCUGGCAAAACUGCUGAGAGUCCUUUGCAAAGGAGCCAUUUGUCUGAGCUGUUGGUUACUCAUCAGCCAUGGACGUUACCAAGUGACACUGAGAGUGAAGGUGUGGAUCAAGAGCAGGACGAGGGUUUAUAACUUAAAGCAGCGACCUCCAAGAUAGACUCAACACCUGAUUAUGCAAUUGAAGACAAAGGGAUAAUUUUUAAUAUCUUCGGUAUAUUGAACUGAAACAAAAGAAUUUUUAUAUUUUUAUAAUUACAAUCACUGUUGAUGAGGCAUUACAUACUAAAUAUGAUAAUAGAAUAUUGCUUUGCACUUAUUAUGACCUGUCGCAGUAAAUCACUGAGAUCAAGUAAAAUAAAGUGUAAAAUUGUGUUAGACAGGUCAUGUAUCUACUUUGGGGAAAUUUUAACAUUUAGUUAUGAUGGCACUAUAGUUAGCACUGCUGCUUCAGAGUACCAGGGACCUGGGUUCAAUUCUAGCCAUGGGUCUGUUUGUGUGGAGUUUG